AUGGGCUGGUGCGGCCACCUGGCCAUCCGCCCCAGUGCGCACCCCGCUAUGGCCGGUCUGCUCCGCGCUGCCGCGACCUGGGGGCUGUUCCCCUGGAGGGGCUACUGCUCCAGGGGAACGCAGGGUGAGCUCAGCAAAGGCUUUGUGGAGGCUCUGAAGGCAGUUGUGGGGAGCCCGCACAUGUCGACUGCUGCCGCGGACUGUGAGCAGCAUGGGCACGAUGAGUCCAUGCACAGGUGCCAACCUCCAGGCGCCGUGGUGUGGCCCCAGAAUGUGGAACAGGUCAGCCGGCUGGCAGCCCUGUGCUACAGCCAAGGAGUGCCCAUCAUCCCGUUUGGCACUGGCACCGGGCUUGAGGGUGGAGUCUGUGCCGUGCAGGGUGGUGUCUGCAUCAACCUGACCCACAUGGACCGAAUCCUGAAGCUGAAUCCGGAGGACUUCUCUGUGGUGGUGGAGCCAGGCGUCACCCGCAAAACUCUCAACACCUACCUGCGGGACAGUGGCCUCUGGUUUCCUGUGGACCCAGGCGCAGACGCCUCGCUCUGCGGCAUGGUGGCCACGGCGGCCUCCGGCACCAAUGCUGUGCGCUAUGGCACGAUGCGGGACAACGUGCUCAACCUGGAGGUGGUGCUGCCUGGCGGCCGGCUGCUUCAUACCGCAGGCCCCGGCCGGCACUUCCGGAAGAGUGCAGCUGGCUACAACCUCACGGGGCUCUUUGUGGGCUCUGAGGGGACACUAGGACUCAUCACAGCUGCCACCCUGCGCCUGCACCCUGCCCCUGAGGCCACGGUGGCCGCCACCUGUGCAUUUCCCAGUGUCCAGGCAGCCAUGGACACCACUGUUCACAUCCUCCAGGCUGCAGUGCCCCUGGCCCGCAUCGAGUUUCUGGAUGAAGUCAUGAUGGAUGCCUGCAACAGGCACAGCCGGCUGACCUGCUCGGUGGCGCCCACACUCUUCCUCGAGUUCCACGGAUCUGAGCGGGCACUGGCCGAGCAGAUAGAGCGGGCAGAGGAGAUCAGCCAGCACAACGGAGCCUCCCACUUCUUCUGGGCCAAGGAGGCCGAGGAGCGCAGCCGGCUCUGGGCGGCGAGGCACAACGCCUGGUACGCCACUCUGGCCCUGCGGCCGGGCUGCAAGGGCUAUUCCACCGACGUGUGUGUGCCCAUCUCCCGGCUGCCGGAGAUCCUGGUGCAGACCAAGGAGGACCUGAAGGCCUCGGGACUCACAGGAACCAUUGUUGGACACGUGGGCGAUGGCAAUUUCCACUGCAUCCUGCUGGUGGACCCAGAGGAUGCCGAGGAGUUGCGCAGGGUCAAGGCCUUUGGAGAACAUCUGGGCAGGCGGGCACUGGCACUCCACGGGACGUGUACUGGGGAACACGGCAUUGGGCUGGGCAAGCGGCAGCUGCUACAGGAGGAGGUGGGCGCCGUGGGCAUAGAGAUCAUGCGGCAGCUGAAGGCCAUGCUGGAUCCCCGAGGCCUCAUGAACCCAGGCAAGGUGCUGUGAGGGGCUCCAAGCCCUUGGCCCACAAGCCCCCAGACAGUGGAACCUCCUGUUCUGGAACCUUCCUUCUUGUCACAGAACAGUUCUGUCUUGGCCCAGACCUGCAGGGGUCCUUGCCUGCCUUCCCCUUGGUCAGGGCCUCCCUGCUGCCAGGGGCCAGGGGCAAGGCCUCAGGGACUGAGCUCUCUUAGCCCUACUCCACUUGUCUGGUGACAGGAACAUGCUUUCCUGGUGUAGGUGUCCUUGGACCCCUGAAAUAAACCAGAACCCCAUUUGCAGCAGUCUGGAGAUGAGCAGACAGUGCCUGUGAAUGGCCUCCUGUGCCUCCCCUCCCUACCUCCUUCAGGUUCUCUGACCUUUGUCCUUGUCCCUCGUCCCUUCUCCCCUGCCUGUCCUCUGACUUCCUGCAGCCUGGGAGGGGAUAGUGCUUAGGCUACUGAAAGUCACUUCCAGGGACCCAGGUCCCUGUCCCAUCUGCUGGUGAGAAGACCAGUGCCUGAGGACGACAUCCAUGGCCCAUGGCCGACAUCCCUCAUGACAGACCACCCACCUUAGAACAUUCUGAACAUGUUCUCCAAGUGGCUGUUGCCAAUCAGUGGAAAUGGAAGUGAAAUUUUUCUCCUUGUAUUAUACUGCUCCAUGCUGUGAUGUAUCAGAUUACUAGCUUUUCCCCUCCAAGUCAGGAUCUGCCCUCCCCUGGGCCUCCCCGGGCCUUAGGAUCCCUGGCCAGACCGCUUGGUCCGUGAACUUGUCAGUUAUUCCCAAGCCCACGAGAGGGCGCCCAACACCAGAGCAUCCACGCUGGGCAGCGGCACCCAGGAUUCACCUCCGUCCAGGGCCUACAGCUCCCUGCCCUGGGUCCCCCUGCCUACUUCCCCAAGGUUGGGGUGGGGGAGGCUUGGUGUCCUGGAAGCCAGUCUCUAAACUCCACCCCAGGAGCCCAUCAUGUGGGCCCAUCUCCCUUGGCCCCUGAGCAAAGGUGCUGGGUGAGCAAAGCAGGGAGGCCAGUUGGACCCUCCCAUCUCCCCUUACCCCCACAAGCCACCUCUCCCCACCAGCUGUCCAAGCCCUGGGCAGAGGCUGCCCUUCUGGGACUCCUCAGCCCAACUUGGUUCUUGGAAGCCACUCUUAACGCUGGACUCAGCCCAGUUUGCUCCUCUGUGACGUUUCUACCCCGGGGCCACGAGCAGUCGCUGGGCCAAGGGGUGGUGUGGGGGCAAGCCUCACCGGCUCUCCCCAAGCAACCCCGCUCCACGAACAAUCUAAGCAUCAGCCGCGCGUGUCUGGACAUACGGCUCCCUGGCCGCACCCCCCACCUCCACCCGACUGCCUCGCCCCUGAGCUCAGGGGAGAAGUCUGCAAUGGAGGUUUCUCCCCUUACUGGGGACGGCUCUUCUUUGAUGAGCUGAAAGAACAAGCACACUGUUCACUGAAAUACCAGCCCCUGAAGACUCAAGUGACUAUUUUUGCCUUA
This is a messenger RNA of Leptonychotes weddellii (Weddell seal), 2977 nucleotides long. RefSeq names its product lactate dehydrogenase D (gene LDHD). The record is from RefSeq and is a predicted model, not a curated record. NCBI's taxonomy places the organism in Eukaryota, Metazoa, Chordata, Mammalia, Carnivora, Phocidae. Gene Ontology annotation, biological process: lactate catabolic process. Gene Ontology annotation, cellular component: mitochondrion. Gene Ontology annotation, molecular function: D-lactate dehydrogenase (NAD+) activity; D-lactate dehydrogenase (cytochrome) activity; FAD binding.